Myxocyprinus asiaticus (Chinese sucker) is the source of this 3834-nucleotide messenger RNA. Its product is annotated as malonyl-CoA decarboxylase, mitochondrial-like. The record is from RefSeq and is a predicted model, not a curated record. Gene Ontology annotation, molecular function: malonyl-CoA decarboxylase activity. Gene Ontology annotation, biological process: acetyl-CoA biosynthetic process; malonyl-CoA catabolic process; fatty acid biosynthetic process. The transcript is spliced from 5 exons. Lineage: Eukaryota; Metazoa; Chordata; Actinopteri; Cypriniformes; Catostomidae. Gene Ontology annotation, cellular component: mitochondrial matrix; peroxisomal matrix. Bases 55 to 1569 code for a protein of 504 amino acids.
UAUUGUAUACAAGGUUUAUUUUGGUGCAAGUCUGUCCCGUGCUUACUGUGCGUAAUGGCACCAUUCUACUUAUCUACACCCCUGCGAGCUUUACUAAAGUCUUAUCGACUCUGGGCUUUCUGCAAAACGGUUCAGGGGCUCAGGGUAUGGGAAUUUAGACACAUUUCUCCAUGCACCUCUAUCGCAGGGUACAGUAGCAUGGAAGAGAUCCUCAAAAAGACAGUGGUCCCAUUACCCACCUAUGAGAUGAGAGACAAAUCUCCACCACCACCUGAAUCUAACAGUCUGGAGUUUAUGCACUUUUACAAGAGUCUCGAAAAAGAGCAGAGGCUAGAGUUUCUGGAAAAACUGUCGCGCGAUUUCGGGGUGGAUCACAGAAGAGUUACAGAUCUAGCUGGGAAACUUCUGCACACUCAGGUGCGAGAUGUGGCCACCAUCCUGCAGGUGGAGGACAGGUUACGGUACUAUUUGACACCCCGGUACAGACAGCUGCUGACGCACAUCAGCAAGGUUCAUGGCGGGGUGAAGUUUCUGGUGGACCUUCGGGCAGAUCUCAUAGACUUUGCGUCCUCCAAAAUUAGUGACAGACCACACAUGAGGGAUCUGAACAGCACUUUGAAGAGCCUUCUAUCAGAAUGGUUCUCAGUUGGAUUGCUCCGGCUGGAGAGGAUCACGUGGCAGUCACCAUGUGAGAUCCUUCAGAAGAUCAGCCAGUAUGAGGCGGUGCACCCUGUUCGGAACUGGACGGACAUCAAACGCAGAGUCGGGCCGUACAGGAGAUGCUACGCUUUCAUCCACGCCUCCAUGCCUGGAGAACCACUAGUGGUGCUGCAUGUUGCACUCACUGAGGACAUAGCAAACAAUAUCCACAGCAUUGUGAGAGAGUUUGCCACUUUGGACGCCAAUGAGGAUGUGAACAAGAUCAAUGCAGCCAUCUUCUAUUCCAUCUCGUCCACUCAGGCAGGACUACAGGGGGUGGAGCUUGGCAAUUACCUCAUCAAGAGGGUUGUCCGUGAGCUGCAGAGUGAGUUUCCCCAUAUGGCCCAGUUCUCCAGUCUGUCUCCUAUCCCCGGCUUCUCCAUAUGGCUUCAGGGAGCUCUGGCCCAGCACAAGAAGGAGGGCCAUGCCACAGAGCUCCUCUCUGAAGAGGAGUGGAGGGAUGUGGAGGAAGUGACGGGAGCCACCCCCGGGACCCCAGCUCUGGACGCCCUCCGAAGGCUCAUCAGCACCAGUGAGUGGAUUCACUCCAGUCGUUUGAUCCGCACUCUCGAGCCCAUCCUCAUGCGGUUCUGUGCCUGGUACCUGUACGGAGAGAAGCAACGGGGCUAUGCCCUAAACCCUGUAGCCAACUUCCACCUUCAGAAUGGCGCCACCAUGUGGAGACUGAACUGGCAAGCGGACACCAGCCCGAGAGGGAUUGCGAACUCCUGUGGCAUUAUGGUUAAUUACAGGUACUUCCUGCAAGAGACAAGUGCUAACAGCGCCGCCUACCUGCAGAACAAAGUUGUCAAAGCUUCGGAGCAGGUGAUAGGCCUGGUGUCGCAAUUUCAAAAGAACAGCAAACUCUGAGAACUCUAGACUUGAAAUCCACUGCUAUCAUUUUUGAAAGCUCUGAAAUGAACUGAGAUGACAAAGUGAAUCCAGGUUAAAGUGGGCUAAUACAUCAGCACAGAAUCAGCCUUAUACAAAUGCCUUGGGCUUUAUCAAUACACUGUCACGGCUUCAUUUGUUAUACAGAAAUUAUACAGUUCUAUUCUGUCUUUCUAAAAAACAGUACUUGCAAAGUUCAAUGUUGAUCUGAUUUAUUUUCAUUAUUCAGCUUGACGCUUUUGUGAUUUCAUACAGAGAUUUUGCAGUAAAAUGUAACCUGGACUUAUUUUUUGUGAUAUUCACCCCUAUAGAGUACCAGCAGCACUUCAGCAUGCCUCAGUUUGAUUAGCUGGUUUUGAUGUGGACUUGCGUUACACUUUGAAAGACUGGAGGUAAUGAAGCGAGGAGAAUCUGUUAGACCCUGUCAUGUCUUUGCCUUUUCCACGUGUGUAUAUAAGAGUGCAUGUCUGAGUGAGUGAGUGGAAACUGCUGGAAUAAAUGUUUUGAUUCCUUCAUUAGUGUGAUCUGAUUCGCUGUGAAAUGGUUGUCUGUUUGUUCACACAUGUCUGCAGUGUGCAUACAUUUUUAGAAUGUGCCAGCCAAAGAUUUUUUUUUUAAAUAUUUAUUGGGGUGACUUUUGGAAUUAAAAUUCUAAUUACCUUCCAAAACGGAUUCCUUCUUUUUGUUUCUAUUGUAAACAUUUCCAGGGUCCCUAGUCACAGAAAACUUAGUAAAUUAGUAAAAUCUCAAAAGUCACUCUACAUUUUUAUAGUCAUUGUAAUUAGUUCUGGACUAGUUAUGCUCUGUUGUAAAAUAUUUUAUUUGUUAGCUAUUGCUUGUGUCGAGUAAAACUUGCAAGCCAAAGUGGUCUAAUUUGUGAGCAAAUUGAGUCGGUUCUUUUCAGUGUCGAACUGGUUUACAAAUUAGUCUGAAUGAUUCAUUAGCAAAUUGGUCUAAAAUUAAAUUAUUUUUUAAUUACAUAUAUUACAUCAUAUGGUAUUAUUUUUGCAAUGGUUUCAGCCUGAUUUCAUGAAAAUUACAUGACUGUGGUGACAUUUUUGCAAUUAAUAUAACUUGGUUUAUUACACCCAGUGUUGGGUGUAUCUGAUUACAAAGUAAUUAGUUACUGUAAUCAAAUUACUUUUUAGUCCAAAAAAGUAGUGUAAUAAAUGUAAUUUUAAAUUCUUGUAAUCAGAUUACAGUUAAUGACUUUAAAGUAAUUUUAAGUAUAUUACUUGUGCUAAAGUAAUAUGUACAAUUAAUUUAAAAUAUUAAUUUAUAUAUACGUCUGUUAGCGUUUCUGUGACAGCUGUGCGACAAUGAGUGACGAGGAAAUAUAGCCAUUUUUUUUAUUUGAGCGGAAAACCAAAACUUUUUUAGGAAAAUUUAUUUAGAAAGUAACUUCAAAGUGAAAUAAUUAGUAUGCAGUUAAUCGUUAUCCUAAUAAUGAAGAGAAACUGAAUUUUUAUCUAAAUCAGCAAUGUUAUGAUCAGAAAACCACUUGCAAAGCGCUCCAGUCCCAGAUGCUGCUUCUUCCAUCGGCUGCCUACAGAAGGAUUGACUUAGGAACAUCUGUUUAAAAAAGCUUGGAAUAAUUUGUUUUUGUGCUAUUUUCACUUUAUUGGCAAAAAGUCAACAGCAGGGAUUACUUGUAUUAUCCACCGUUACGGUCCAGCUACAAUAGAUGUCCAGAAAUGGAGCGCAAUUAAUUACAUAAACAAUAGCAUUAUUGUGUACAGGUGAGUGUGCAUGUGCUGAAAAUUCAUUAGAAAUUUUGAAAGUUUGUUCAUUUCUAUUCAGCGUUGGCCUUUGUGAAUGCUUCACAUGUUUUGACAAGGCAUUAUUACGGAGUAUAAAAAGGAACUGUGUUUUUCCUGAACUCUCUGUGAGUAGUGACGAUAUCUUCAACUGUUUUCAUGCUGUGAUGCUAAAUGGAUAAAUUCUACAGUGAAAGACCAUAAUUAUUAGAUGAGACAUGUACAGUAGUGAGAUGUUUUAUCACGUUUUAAAUUAAUUGUAUUAUGAUUUUCCUCUUUCCUGCAUUUUCCUGCCUGCAAUUCACUUUCUAUUGAGUGUCUUUGCAGAAUGUGCAUGUCUUCCCUUAAGGGGAAAAGUUGAUUUGGAAAACAGUGUGGACAUUAAUUCAGUAUCAAUUAAAUGUAUUUGUACAGUGCUUUUAAUAAUACAUACUGUUUUUGUGUACAAUGUUAAUAAUUUAUGUCCAAAUAAAUAUGUUUAUUUGUA